AUGAAGACUCUGACUAACUGGAUCUUAUCACAUGUUGAGGAAGUGUUUGAAUUCAAAUGUGUGUUUGAGUCUCCUCUUACUGCAGUCGUCUACUCUCACCUACAGUUCAGAUCAGGGGACGAUCAGAAAGCUCACCAGUGGUUGCUCAAACUGAUGUUGAUGAUGUUUCUGCAUGUGUUUCUGCUCAUCUGUGCUUUUCCUCUUUCAGCUGCUGAAGGCCGACUGAGACAGUUCUACAUGUUAAAGCAGAAGACUAAUGUAUCUGCUGCUGCGAGUUUAUGCAGAGUAAACUACACUGACCUCGUCACAGUUUAUGACCGACAGGAGAAUAUUAAACUACAGCAACUGAUCAAGAACAGCAACCCUUUUGCAUGUGGCUGGAUUGGUGCUUAUAGAGGAAACUACAGUCUAAAAUGGUCAAAUGGUGAUGAUGUUUCAUACAGCAGAUAUUCUCCAAGCUAUUCUGAUCAAACUCGCUGUGCUGCUAUGUAUGCUGGUGGAGAUUGGGAAUCUUUCCUAUGCAAUGAGACAAAACACUUCAUGUGCUAUGAACAAGAAGCUGGAGGAUCAUCAAACAUCUACUCAUUAAUCCUUCAAAAUAAAAGCUGGUCUGAUGCUCAGCUUUACUGCAGAGAGAAUCACACUGAUUUAGUCUCUAUCAGAAAUGAGGAGGAAAAUAUCCUGGUGAAGAACAAAGGAACACAGAGUAAUACUCCUUUCUGGAUCGGCCUGCUGAACGACAGUGUGGACUGGAGAGAUGGAGGACGAUCUGCUUACAGAAACUGGAUUCAGAACACUGAUCAGAGCAAUAAUAAUGCUUACAUGACUAUUACUAAUGAGCAUUGGUUAAUAGCUAAUGCUGGAAACUACUAUCCUCUGUGUUACAAGAGCUUCAUUCAUGUGAGUCCUGCUGAAAUGUCCUGGGAAGAUGCUAUGAAUUACUGCAGCGCUCACUUUUCUAGAGCACUGUGUCUGGAGUCUGAGAACGAUCAGACAGAAACGCAGCGAGAGUUAAACAGAAAUAAUAUCUCUGCUCCAGUUUGGGUGGGUCUCAGACAGAGCUGUCCUUUCGGAUUCUGGAUGUGGAUCAAUGGUCUUCAAGUGGGAAACUGGACAAACUGGAAAGGAGGAAUGGCUCCUGAAGCUGCGCUUUCUCAACACUGCGCUGCCAUGGAGAAGGUGAACGGACAAUACACACUGAGUGAUGAAGACUGCAGGUCUACAUUCAGAGUUGUGUGUGAGAAAAACUAGUGAACAAAUUCACAGAGUACAUCCUGGAUCAACCAAUCAGAUUUCAGGUUAAAUUUAAAUGUAUGAUUAUAAGGGUGGUUGGUUUCUACACUAUUAAUAUUCAGCUAUUGUUGAUAUUGAGCAUUUAUGAUUAGACAUGGGUUUAGAGGCUUUUUGAUGCAGAUCAAAACUCAUUGAUUUAAAGCAUUUCUUUGGCAGGAUCACUGUAAGGGGAACUAACAUAUCAUGUAUAACUAGUUAUCUUUGCUGUAGUUUUGUUCAUCUCUGAUGUCUUUUAUUACUGGUUGUGAUUUCUAUAAGUCGUGUGUGUAGUUUGAUGCUUUCAGUCAAUAUCACUGUUGUUUUAAGCUGUCAAACACAACUCAGUAAACAUUGUUCUGGAAUCCA
This is a messenger RNA of Danio aesculapii, 1638 nucleotides long. Its product is annotated as macrophage mannose receptor 1-like. The transcript is spliced from 6 exons. Lineage: Eukaryota; Metazoa; Chordata; Actinopteri; Cypriniformes; Danionidae. The record is from RefSeq and is a predicted model, not a curated record.